UUGAAAAAGUUUGGCAUGCUUUUCUUCUCCAAAAACUUUUUUUUUACUGUGCAGGUAACAUCUUUAGGAUUAUUGAAUCCUUUCUUUCCAAUUGUAGUAUAAAAGUUGUCCUCAAUGGAAAGCACUCUUUUUCAAAUUCAGGGGUUAGUAAAGGUUCUAUCCGUGGCCCUUUACUUUUUUAAUUUACAUUAAUGAUUUUCCAGAUAUUUUCUUAUCUUAGGUGGUAUUGUUUGCUGAUGAUACUAACAUUUAUACUUGUCUUGAUAAGAAGCUAGCAUUUUCUGAUUGCUUGGAGGGGGCAUUUGAGCUUGAAAAGGAUCUCACUUCUGCUAUAACAUGGGGUUCACAGUGGCUGGUGAAUAUGGUGUCCCAAAAAAAAAAAAAAAUUUUUGUGCCCUAUUAAAAACUUGGCUCUUAUAUGUAAAAAGACGAAAUAUAUAAAAAUAUUGAUCUGUGACAAGUGUAAGAGCUUGGUGUAAAACUUGAAAUUUUCAAAAAAUGUCAAUUUUUGUCAUAUUUUUUUAGUUUUUAUUAUUUUAAAUGUACCUGCAAUGAAAAAAAUGAUGAAAUUUAUUUUAAAGUAGCAUUAUUUAUCUAUUAUUUUUUAAAUUAGUCAUCUUUUACUUAUACUUAACAAUUUAUUUCAAUUUUUUUUCUUGAAUAUUGGUAUUUUAUUGGUUACCGCUAUUUUUUACUUAUUAACUUUUGAUUAGUUUAAAAUACAUGUGAUAUAAAAUUGUUUCAUUAUUUUUAGUUUCAUAAUUAAAUUUAUAUUUUAAAAAAUGGGUCGAACAGUAAAAAAAUCCAGCAAAAUAGAACCACGGGAAAAAGAAAAGUACACUGUUCAAAGCAGUUUAAGACGAUCUCUAUAUCUAUUAAAAUAUCCCAUAAAUGUGCUUCCAGGCAACCAGCCGCCCAGUUUCAAAAAUAUCUUGCAAUACUUUCACUUUUUGAAAUCUUCAAGGAGCACCAGAUUUCAGUCCAGCAAAGAAAUUAUUGCCUGUCCAACAAAAACAGGAACCAGAAGUCUAGUUUGCCAAUAUAGAGCAUGUAAAAUAUUAACCAAUAGAUGUGUAACUUUAGCUGUUACUGACAUCUGGAUAAAAGCUGGUUUUGUGUGCAACAUUAUUAGUGGAAGAUCUGUUAGUGAAAGGAUCCUAAAACUCACAGAGGAAUAUAACAAAAUGAAAAGAUGGAGUAAACUAAACUGGUGUUCAAGCAAAGGAAUCUGGACUACAAAGCAAGUAGAUUUCCAGGUGGAGAUUGAUACCUUAUUUGAUAUAUCUGCUCCUCAAAUAAUUGACAUGUUAAUGAAAGAUCAUAGAAGAACAGAAGAGGCAAAGAAAGAAGAUGUAGCCUUCUACGAAGACCUAAAAGGAAUCUAAAAGGAAUAUGGCCAUGACUGCACAACAAGAUAAAGAAUUUGAAACUAGGGCUCUGCGAAGAAAGGAGAGAUUUGAAAGAGUUAAAAUGUUGAAUGAUCAGAAAAACUCAAAGGCUCAAAAAGAAAAAAGGACUGUGGAAACAUUUGAGAGAUUGCAGAAGUCGACAGACAAGACAAUUCAUAACAUUGUUAGCCCAUUUGAAAGUUCUCUUUUAUGUGAAGAAAGUGAUGAUUCUGAAUAUGAUGUAUCCAAAUCAAAAAAAUCAAAAAUAAUUUUAGAAUUAACACCUGAUGAACUAAUUAAAGCUACUUCUGCUGUUAGCGUUCGGUAUAGAAUUGGUGUUAGGCCCCAGACUGCUAUAAUUUCUGCUAUCUGCAAUAAAGCAGGUGUUGACUUGCAUGAGAUUUAUUUAUCAAGAUCUUUUCUACAUAGAAAAAGAAUUAUUGAAAAUCUUGGAGAAACACUACGGCAGGAUGUUGUUAAUGUUUUAAAAGGAAAAAAACUUAUAGUUCAUUUUGAUGGGAAACUUGUUAGACAGCUGGAAGAGGAAAAUGAUCUGACAGUUACAUGUGAAAGAAUUGUAGUUAGUGUAACCAGUCCAGAUUUGGAAUGCAGAGAUGAUUUUUUGCUUGGCAUAGUACAGGCAGAAAAUUCAAGUGGGUCAGAGCAGGCACAUAUAAUCCUCAAUCUCUUGGAAUACUAUGAUAUUGUCGGCAAUAUUAUUGGUGUUUGCUGCGACACAACUGCAUCCAACACUGGAAAAUUUGCGGGAACAGUUACAAUUCUAUUAACUAUCCUUAAUACAAGUCUUGUCUGGUGCGUGUGUUGUCGCCAUAUUAUUGAAGUACAUAUUAAACAUUUUAUGACUGCACUGACUGGCGCCGAUACCAAGUCUCCGAGAAGAGAAAUUUAUGUUCGCUUACAGAAGGUUUGUUCAAAAAUGGUUGACAAGAUAGAUACAUCAUCAAUAAAUCUGGUUAAGCUUAACUGGACUUCUUUAGAGAUUAGAUCACCUAUUUAUAAUAUAGCCAAGACAGCAUUAAAGUUUGAAGAAACUGCACUAAAUGAAAAUAUUUUCAAGAGAGGAGACUACAAAAAUCUUUGUCAGUUGUUUGUUUACUACCUUGGUGGUUAUGUUCCUGGUAUAAAAUUUUAUCAGCCAGGAGCUUGUCAUGAAGCAAGGUUUAUGGCAGAUGCAAUUUAUUUGCUUACAUUAGAAAUGACAAAAGACAUCUCAAAUAUCAUGAACGAAAAGGAGAAGGAGAUGGUUACGACAGCUUCUUUAUUUAUAUCUCUAACAUACUGUCCUUGGUUUUUUAAAAGCUCUCUGAGUGUUAAAGCACCAGCUAAUGAUUUAGCAGCAUUUAAAGACAUGUUUGAUUUAAGUAAAGAAUAUCCUCAGUUUUCUCAACAUACUGAAAAGCAUGCAAAAUCAUACCUGGUAUUUAAGUCAGCAGCUUGUUGUAAUGGCUUUAGUGGAUGAUGAUGUAGAAAAAGUCGAGAAGAAGAAAAUACUCCAAAACCUCUUACAGAUUCCAGUUCCUAAAGAGUUCUUAAAAGGUAAGCCUAAAAUGCCUAUAAUCACACUGUCUACAACACUAUCAAAUUUAGUUGGUGACCAGAGCUGGAAUUUGUUUUGCCUAACCCAGGUUAUCCAUGACCAGGUUGAGUUAGCUGCACAAGGGGACAUUACUGUUCUAGUCAACUUUAAAUUUUUUGUUAAAAAUAUGGAAGUCACCAACAAUUAUGCAGAAAGAAAUAUAAAACUAAUACAAGACUUUAUUAUGUCAUACCGAAAUGAAGAUAUGAAGCAGAAUGUCUUGUUGGUUGCAAAAAACCAUAGAAAAAUGUUGAAUACAAAUCUGACUAAAACCCAGCUAAAUCAGAUUUGAAGUGCUUAUGAUAUUUGUUCAACCUUUUUUUCUACGACUCUUCAGCAUAUGCAACAUACAUUUAAAAUAAAUUUUAUUAUAAUAAAUGUUUAACAUGAUUAUUUUUCUAAUAUUUACAAGUUUCAUCGUAUAAAUAGGAAAAAAUCAAAAAUUUGAAGUUUUACACCAAGCACUUGUAACCGUUUAAAUUUAAAAAUUCUAAUAUAUUUGGUCAUAAUACGCCUAGUAACCAAGUUCUAGAUAGCGCACAUCUCUUUUUUCCAAAUUUUUUUUUUUGGGACACCCUUCUGGUGAACUUUAAUUUAGAUAAAAUCCAAUUCUU
Messenger RNA from Hydra vulgaris (swiftwater hydra), 3599 nucleotides. Lineage: Eukaryota; Metazoa; Cnidaria; Hydrozoa; Anthoathecata; Hydridae. The record is from RefSeq and is a predicted model, not a curated record.